Morone saxatilis (striped sea-bass) is the source of this 2372-nucleotide messenger RNA. RefSeq names its product tetratricopeptide repeat domain 8 (gene ttc8). Gene Ontology annotation, biological process: non-motile cilium assembly. Lineage: Eukaryota; Metazoa; Chordata; Actinopteri; Moronidae. The record is from RefSeq and is a predicted model, not a curated record. Gene Ontology annotation, molecular function: protein binding. Gene Ontology annotation, cellular component: ciliary basal body; BBSome; non-motile cilium. The transcript is spliced from 14 exons. The coding region runs from base 71 to 1588 and encodes 505 amino acids.
CAGAGGAAGCUUCGGCCUCGCUAUCAUCUUGUUGGUCGACUUUUACACAUAUUUCUGUCCAACCAAAGCAAUGGAGGUUACAAUGGACCCUUUGUUUCUGGCAUGGAGCUAUUUCAGGAGGAGGAAGCUCCAACAAUGUUCAGAUAUUUGCACAAAAAUAUUACAAGACAGCCCGUACGACCAGGCUGCCUGGAGCUUGAAAACUCGUGCUCUUACAGAGAUGGUGUACAUAGAUGAAGUUGAGGUCGAUCAGGAGGGGAUUGCUGAGAUGAUGUUGGAUGAGAGCUCCAUUGCUCAAGUUGCACGACCCGGAACAUCACUGAGGCUCCCUGGAACAAGUCAGGGUGGGGGUCCAACGCCGGCUGUCAGGCCUAUGACACAAUCAGGGCGUCCUAUUACUGGAUUUGUGAGACCAAGCACACAGUCAGGGCGUCCUGGGACGAUGGAGCAGGCCAUCAAGACCCCCCGCACUGCAAGCACUGCUCGUCCUGUCACUAGUGCUUCUGGCAGAUUCAUCCGCCUGGGAACAGCCUCUAUGUUAACCAAUCCAGAUGGACCAUUUAUAAACUUGUCGAGACUAAAUCUGGCCAAGUAUUCACAAAAGCCUAAUUUAUCCAGGACAUUGUUUGAAUUCAUCUUUCACCAUGAAAAUGAUGUGAAAAAUGCUUUAGAUUUGGCUGCUCAAGCUACUGAACAUGCUCAGUUCAAAGACUGGUGGUGGAAAGUUCAGUUGGGGAAAUGCUACUACAGGCUUGGUUUAUAUCGAGAGGCAGAAAAACAGUUUCGAUCAGCUCUCAACCAGCAAGAGGUGGUGGAUACAUAUCUCUACCUCGCAAAGGUGUAUCAGCGCCUGGAUCAACCAAUAACAGCACUCAACCUUUUCAAGCAAGGGCUGGACCACUUUCCUGGUGAGGUUACCCUUCUGACAGGAAUCGCUCGCAUACAUGAGGAGAUGAACAACAUUUCAUCAGCCACAGAGUACUACAAAGAUGUCCUGAAGCAGGAUAACACUCACGUGGAGGCUAUAGCCUGCAUAGGCAGCAAUCACUUCUACACUGACCAGCCUGAGAUCGCCCUGCGCUUCUACAGACGGCUCCUCCAGAUGGGGGUGUAUAACUGCCAGCUGUACAACAACCUGGGCCUGUGCUGCUUCUAUGCCCAGCAGUACGACAUGACUCUGUCCUCAUUUGAGAGGGCUAUGGCCCUGGUGGCCAAUGAUGAAGAGCAGGCUGAUGUCUGGUACAACAUAGGACAAGUGGCCGUGGGCAUUGGGGACUUGACACUGGCCUACCAGUGUUUUAAACUUGCUUUGGCUUUUAAUAAUGACCAUGCUGAGGCCUACAACAACCUGGCUGUGCUGGAGCUGCGCAAAGGUCGCAUCGAACAGUCCAAAGCCUUCCUGCAGACUGCUGAAUCACUGGCCCCUCACAUGUAUGAGCCACACUUCAAUCUCUCCAUUCUCUCUGAAAAGAUCGGAGACCUUCAGAGCAGCUACACUGCGGCCCAAAAGUCGGAGGAUGCUUUCCCCGAGCACGUCGACACGCAACAGCUUCUUAAACAACUUCGGCAGCACUUUGCGGUGCUGUGAGCGUCCGACCAGCAUGUUUAGGAAGCGAGGUGUGGUUUAAAAAGAUUUUGGUCAGAGAUCAGAGACACUGCACUGCAGGCUUGAAAAUACAAAGUUAUUGAAAUGCUCAAAGAUUGGCAAGUUAGUCAGACAUGGAAAUCCACAAAUGAGCAUUAGUUUUUGUUUGUGUUUAUUUAUCAAAUGGUACAUAUACACUAAAUUGCCAGUUUAUCAGGUACACCUCUUACAUAGUUAAACAGAGUGGACGUAUCGCAUUAGAAAUACUACAGGCAUGUCUGUUUCACUUUUCUGGCUGUUUUUAACUACAGAAUCGUAGUAUGUACGUCUUUCCUUUUUCACAUCAUUCUGAGUAAAUCCUUGCAACAGCAGGGUGUGAAAAAGCCAAGAUGACAGCCGUUAGGGAAUUGCUAGAAUCCAAAUGCUUAGCUCUGGUGGUUAAGUUAACGUUUACUAGUUUUAAUUGUCUAUGUCAUGAUUAAUGUCUGUUACAUUUGUAAGAUUAACUUAAUAUCUCAAUUUACGCUUUUAAAAUGUUGCUCUGUCACACAACAUAUGACUUGUAGGAAUGUAUAAUUUAUGUAAAAGUGUGUGUAUUCUUGAUGAACUGGUAACCUAGUGUACAUAUCUGUAAAGUAGUAAAACAUGUAUAUAGUAAAGGUAAAUAUUUUAUUUAUUACAGUGAAAUAAUUAUGUUACAUUUUACAGUUCAAAUCAGAUGUAUUUUUCAUAUUGUAAUCUUUUUUGACGUUUUGUAGUCCCAACAAAUAUCGAUGUGACAAUAAAA